Molecule: messenger RNA, 783 nt
Organism: Trichosporon asahii var. asahii CBS 2479
Lineage: Eukaryota; Fungi; Basidiomycota; Tremellomycetes; Trichosporonales; Trichosporonaceae
Product: cytoplasm protein
Exons: 3
Coding region: 1-783 (260 amino acids)
Cellular component (GO): intracellular anatomical structure
Molecular function (GO): oxidoreductase activity, acting on NAD(P)H, oxygen as acceptor
Source: RefSeq, a predicted model, not a curated record
AUGCCCUCCCCCGUCCUCAUCCUCACCGGCGCCAGCCGCGGCCUCGGCUUCGCCAUCGCCCAGCGCCUCCUCUCGGCCCACGGCGCCCGCCUCGUCACCCUUCAGCGCACAAUUACCCCCGACCUCUCCCAGCUCGCCGAGACCUACCCUGAGCGUCUCGUCAAUGUCUCAGGAGACGUCGCAAAGCCCGAAGACAAUGUCAAGGCCGUGCGCGCCGCGAUCGACUCGUUUGGCCAGCUCAACGGCCUCGUCCUCAAUGCCGGCUCGCUCGAGCCCAUGGGCAAGCUGGCCGACGUGCCGCUCGACGCGCUCGUCCCCUCGCUGCAGACCAACCUCCUCUCAGCCCUGUACCUGCUCCAGCCGGCACUGCCGUACCUGCGCAAGGCGGCGGAGGGGGGCCAGCCGUCGCGCGUCGUGUUCGUCUCGUCCGGCGCCAGCGGGACAGGAUACCAGGCCUGGGGCAUGUACUCUAUGAACAAGGCGGGGCUGAACUCGUUCGCGCGCACGCUGGCCACGGAAGAAAGGGAGAACGGCGUUGCGUUCUUCUCCGUGCGGCCUGGUGUUGUUGACACCGACAUGCAGGGCGCCAUCCGCUCCCAGGGGCCGGCCGUCAUGGACCCGGCCCAGAUGAGCAAGUUCGAGUCGCUGCACAGGGAGGGCAAGCUCCUCCCGCCCGCUAAGCCCGGGAGCGUCAUUGCCGGCCUCGCCGUGGAGGGCAGCCCGGAGUGGAGCGGCGAGUACGUUGACUGGGCCGACGAAAGGUUCAAGCAGUGGCAGGCGUGA